Molecule: messenger RNA, 7112 nt
Organism: Punica granatum (pomegranate)
Lineage: Eukaryota; Viridiplantae; Streptophyta; Magnoliopsida; Myrtales; Lythraceae
Source: RefSeq, a predicted model, not a curated record
AUCAUUUCUGUUUUAAUUUCCAAAGCUGUCUGUCUCCAUCUCUCUCUCUCUCUCCCCCUCUCCCCCCUGUUGGUUUGAGUAAUAAAGAACAAAAUGCAAAUAACAAGGCUUUCGUUGUUUUGGUUUGUUGUCUUAUGGACGUACUCAGCUACUGGGAUGCUCGUUCUAGGGCAAGACCCAAACUAUCCAGGUUUCAUUAGCAUCGACUGUGGGGCAUCCAAUGCUUCCACCGAUCCUGUUCUUCAGCUUUAUUAUCAAACAGACCAUGGAUUUAUAGACUCCGGUGAAAACCGGCUGGUCACUGGCAAUUUCACAGACGGGGAAGUAGUUAGACCUACUGCAGAGACUCUGAGGGCAUUUCCUAAUGGGACUAGAAACUGCUACACAAUCCGGCCGACAACAAAGACUGAUGAAGACAGCAGAAAAUAUUUAAUCAGGGCUUCUUUCUUGUAUGGGAAUUACGACAACCAGAACCGUACCCCGACAUUCGACUUGCACAUAGGAGUUACUUUUUGGGUGACAGUAAGGCUUCCGACGCCUUAUACUCAUGUCCAUAAGGAGGUGAUUCAUGUGGUUCAACCAACAAGCGAUGCUAUACAGGUGUGCCUCGUAAACACUGGCAAAGGAACUCCUCUCAUCUCAUCUUUGGAAUUGCGGCAGCUCAGCAAUGCCAUAUACCUUACUGAUGUUCACUUUCAGACGCUAGCCCUCCAUAAGCGACUGAACAUUGGCAGCACAAAGUAUUUUUUGUUCAGGCACCCAUUUGAUGACUAUGAUCGCAUAUGGAGUCCUGAUGAUACAAACUACGGUUCAGACAUACAGUUUUUGUCCCGGAACGGCUUGUCAGACCCUUCCUUAAACAAAACUAAUGACCCAUAUAAAGUUCCCACAGGAGUUCUUGACACAUGGGCAGCAGGGCUGGAAAGCACUUUCAAGUUCGAGGAAAAUUGGACAACAAAUAUGGCUGCCCCUUCCAAAUGGAUUGUUUACUUUCAUUUUGCAGAACUGAUGAACAUGACCUCACAAAGGAAAUUCACUAUUUACAGCAACAAUAAGGUUGUCGAAACAAUCGACCUCAAUUACCUUGAGCCGGUGACAGUUCGUACCCAUCAGUUUACCAGUGACAUUGGCUUCCAGUUCCAGUUUGUCACCUCUGGGUCAACCUCACCUCCAAUACUCAAUGCCCUGGAGCUUUACCGCCUGCUUGAUCUUUCAACUGCCCCAACAAACAUUGAUGAUGUGACCGCUAUGAGUGUUAUCAAGAAAGCAUACAAUGUGAGAAAAGAGAGUUGGCAGGGAGAUCCAUGUGUCCCUACUAACUUUACAUGGGAUGGUGUCAACUGUAGCACCGAGAGUCCUCCGAGGAUCACCUCGUUGAACCUGUGCUCCAGCGGCCUGAAAGGGAAGAUAGCAGAUUCACUGGCCAACUUAACAGCGCUAGUAUCUCUGAAUCUUUCGCACAAUCAAUUGUCCGGGUCGGUGCCUGGAUUCUUGGCAGAAUUGACGAACUUGAAACACCUUGACUUAAGUGGAAAUGACCUCAGUGGCUCAGUCCCCAAGAACCUGCGGACAAAGGCUGAUGCUGGAACUUUAGAUUUACAUUUGGAUGGAAACCCCAAUCUCUGCAAGUCAGGUUCUUGUGGAUUGUCUAAGAAAACGAAGUACAUUAUAAUUGGAACCGUACUAUUGGUCGCUCUCGGCAGUGCUUCAGCGGUUUGGAGCUGGACAACCCACUGGAACAAGGAUAAAGCUCAAAUAACCCAAGACGUGGAAUCCAACAAGAAGACAUCCAAGCCCGAGGGGCAGGGAAUUUCGAAGGAGUCGAAUGAACUUGGUAGAGAGCCCACACCGGGCGACAAAUAUGAAGAAAACAACAAGAGGAAGGAGGAUAGAUCCUCCUUGAAGGAGGGCGAUGAACAGUACGAGAAACUGAGACAGGAGGUAAGCUCGUUGAAGAAGAUGUUGACCAAGCAGGUGACCAUGUGGUCCCAAGUUCCACAGUUCAUUGGCCAAAUAAGAACGAUCAUGGGGGGCAUGUCAGGCCAACCCGCUGAUGCCGUCUUUCCAAAACAGCAUGACUCCGAGCAUUGCCGUCUCGACCACCGUCAACAGAGAGAUGGAGAUGAUGAGAAAGAGAGAGACAGUGGCCAGAAUGAUGCCCAUAUUUCGAAUGAACUUAGUAGAGAGCCCACACUGGUCAAGGUAUAUGAAAAAAGCCAGAAGAAGAAGCAGGAUGGAUCCGAGGUUAACCCACAUACUGUGGAGACAACUGAGGCUUACCGCCAAUCGAGGUCCCAAGAGGAUAACAACCUUGCCACUCAAGAGUGGCAGGUGAAGGCUAUAGGGAGGAAAAAGAAGGGACUUAUACAGUGGAUGAACUGGCUUCGUCGCCAUGGCUUUAUCAGUGCAUUGGCCGGUUCCUCUGAAAUGGCACAACUAAGUGAGGAGCAAUAUAAGCCACAUACUGCAGAGCAGGAUGGAUCCGGGGUUAACCCACAUACUGUGGAGACAACUGAGGCUUACCGCCAAUCGAGGUCCCAAGAGGAUAACAACCUUGUCACUCGACAGUCGCAGGUGAAGGCUAUCGGGAGGAAAAAGAAGGGACUUAUACAUUGGAUGAACUGGCUCCGUCGCCAUGGCUUUAUCAGUGCAUUGGCCGGUUCCUCUGAAACGGCACAACUGAGUAAGGAGCAGUAUAUGCCACACGCCAAGAAGCAGGAUGGAUCCGGGGUUAACCCACAUACUGCGGAGACAACUGAGGCGUACCGCCAAUCAAGGUCCCAAGAAGAUAACAACCUUGCUACUCAAGAGUCGCAGGUGAAGGCUACAGGGAGGAAAAAGAAGGGACUUAUACAUUGGAUGAACUGGCUUCGUCGCCUUGGCUUUAUCAGUGCAUUGGCCGGUUCCUCUGAAACGGCACAACUGAGUGAGGAGCAGUAUAUGCCACAUACUGCGGAGCAGGAUGGAUCCGGGGUUAACCCACAUACUACGGAGACAACUGAGGCUUACCGCCAAUCGAGGUCCCAAGAGGAUAACAACCUUGCCACUCAAGAGUCGCAAGUGAAGGCUACAGGGAGGAAAAAGAAGGGACUUAUACAUUGGAUGAACUGGCUCCGUCGCCAUGGCUUUAUUAGUGCAUUGGCCGGUUCCUCUGAAACGGCACAACUGAGUGAGGAGCAGUAUAAGCAACUGAGUCUAGACUCAUUGCAUAAGACGUUGACCGAGUAUGUGACCAUGUGGUCCCAGGUUCAACAGUUCAUGGCUCAAAUGACCACGACCAUAGAGGCCAUGUCAGACCGAUCCGCUAAUACUGUCUUCCCACAACAACAUCACUCUCAGCAGCGGCAUUCAGAUCGACGUGAGCAGAAAGGCGGAGAUGAUGAGGACGAGGAAAACCAUGGCCAGGACGACUCCCAGAUGGCUGUAAGCAUGACGACGAUCUCAGGCCAACCCACUGCUGUUGUCUUUCUGCAGCAACAUCACUCCCGGCAACACCGUCCAAUCCAAUAUCAGCCGAGAGGUGGAGAUAAUGAGGCCAAGGAAUACCAUGGACAAGAUGAUGCCCAUAUGUCGAAGGAAAUUGGCAGUGAGCUAACACUAGUGGAGGUAUAUGGAAAAAACUACGAGAAGAACGAGGAUCAAUCUUGGGUCAACCCACAUGCUACGGAGAUAACUGAAACCCACCACCAGGCGAUGUCCAAAGAGGAUAACAGUCGUACCACUGAAGAGUUGGGGUUCUGGAGGUGGGCGAAGGCUUUAGGGAGGAAUAAAAGGAGAAUUAUCCAUUGGAUGAACUGCCUCUAUCGCCUCGGCUCUAUUAGUGGAUUGUCCGAUCCUUCUGGGAUGGCAAAAUUGAGUAAUAAGCACUAUGAGCAACUAACACAAGGGGUAACCUCUUUGAAGGAGAUGUUGACCAAGCAUGGGACCAUGUGGUCCAAGGUUCCACAGUUGAUGGACCAAAUGACCACAAGCAUGGUGGCCAUUUCAGACCAACACCCUGAUGCUACCAUUCCACAACAACAACAUUACCGGAAACAUCCAGACCAACGUCAGUGGAGAGGCGGAGAUGAUGAGGAUGAGGAAAACCACGGCCACGGCGAUGCCCAAGUGGAUGCGAGCAUGGAGACCAUUUCAGAUCAACCCCUUAAUGCUGUCAUUCCACAACAUCGUUCCCGGCAACAUCGUCCAGACCAACAUCAGUGGAGAGGUGGAGAUGAUGAGGGCGAGGAAAACCAUGGCCACGACAACGCCCAAAUGGACGCGAUCAUGGUGGCCAUGCCAGGCCCACCCGCCGAUGUUGUUUCUCUGCACCCACGUCACUCCCAGCAACGACGUCUGAACCAACGUCGGAAGAGAGGUGGAGAUUAUGAGGAUACGAAAGACCAUGGCCAGGACGACGCCCAGAUGUCGAGGGAACUUGAAGAAGAGCCCACAGUGGAUGAAGUGCGUGAUAUAAACGACAAAAGAAAGGAUGAUGCGGAGAUAAUUGAGACCGACCAACAGACGAGGUCCCAAGAGGAUAAUAGCCCUGCCACUCAACAACCGAAGGCCCAAAUGUGGGCGAAUCUUGUGGGGAGGAAUAAGAAAGGACGUUUACAGUGGAUGAACUGGCUUUGUCGCCUGAGCUCUAUCAACGAAUUGGCUGGUCCCUCUGAGACGACACAGAUGAGUGAUGAGCAAUUCGACCAACUGAAUCAGGAAGUGAGCUCAUUCGAGAAGAUGUUGACAGAGCAAGUGAACAAGUGGUCCCAAUUUCCACAAUUCAUGGACGAAAUGACAGAGAGCAUGGCGGCCACGUCAAGCCGACCGACUGAUGGUGUCUUUCUGCAACAACAUCGCACUCGACAACGCCGUCCAGACCAACGUCCGCAGAAAGAUAUAAAUGAUGCGGGUGAGGAAGACCAUGAGCAAGACGAUGCCCAGACAGCCACGAGCAUGGCGGCCAUGUUCAGUGGACCCCCUGAUGUUGUCUUUCUGCAACAACAUCACUCCCAGCAACGCCAUUCGAACCAACGCCGACAGAGAGGUGGAGAUGAUGAAGAUGAGGAAGAUCAGGGCUUGGACAAUGCUGAGAUGGCUGCGAGCAUUGGUGCCAUGUCAGGCCAACCCGCUGAUGUUGUCUUCCUACACCAGCAUCGUUCCCAGCAACGCCAUUUGAACCAACGUCAUCAGAGAGGUGGAGAUGAUGAGGUCGAGGAAGAUCGUGGCUUGGACGAUGCCCAGAUUGCCACAAGCAUGGUGGCCAUGUUAGGCCAACCUACUGAUUCUGUCUUUCCGCAGCAGCAUCACUCCCAGCAACGUCACCCCAACCAACGUCAAGAGGGAGGUGAAGUUGCUGAGGACAAGGAAGAUCGUGGCCAGGGUGCCGAGAUGGCUGCGAGCAUUGUGGACAUGUUUGACCGACCCGCUGAUGUUGUAUUUUCGCAUCUGCAUCCCUCCCAACAACGCUGUUCAAAUCAACCUUUUCAGAGAGGUGGAAAUGUUCGGGACGCGAAAAACCAUGGCCUGGAUGCUGCCCAAACGGCCACGAGCAUGGCAGUUAUGUCAAGCCAACUUGCUGAUGUUGUCUUUCCACAGCAGCACCAUCCGAACCAACGUCAGCAAAGAGGUGGAGAUGAAGAAGAAGAGGAAGGCCAUGGCCAGGACGACACCCAGAUGGCUGCGAGCAUAACAGCCAUGUUAGGUCGACCCACUGAUGUUGACUUUUUGCAGCAGCAUCACUCCAAGCAACGUCAUCCGAACCAAUGUCAGAAGAGAGAUGAAGUUGCUGAGGACAAGGAAGAUCGUAGCCAAGACGAUGCUGAUAGGGCUGCGAGCAUUGCAGACAUGUUUGGCCGACCCACUGAUGUUGUAUUUUCGCAGCUGCAUCAAUCCCAACAACACCGUCCGAACCAACGUCAACAGAGAUUUGGAAAUGUUGGGGAUGCAAAAAACCAUGGCCAGAACGAUUCCCAAACGGUCGCGAGCAUGGUGACCAUGUCAGGCCAACUUGCUGAUGCUGUCUUUCCACAGCAGCAUCAUUCCCAGCAGUGCCAUCCAAACCAACGUCAGCAGAGAGGUGGAGAUGAUGAAGAAGAGGAAUACCAUGGCCAGGACCACGCCCAGAUGGCCGUGAGCAUGGCAGCCAUGUUUGGCCAACCCAUAGAUGUUGCCUUUCUGCAGCAGUAUCACUCCCAGCAACAUCAUCCGAACCAAAGUCAGCAAAGAGGUGGAGAUGAGCAUGAGGAAGAUCGUGGCCAGGACGAUGCCCAGAUGGCCGCAAGCACUAAGGCCAUGUUAGGCCAAGCCGCUGAUGUUGCCUUUCCACAGCAACAUCACUCCCAACAACGUCAUCCGAACCAACGUCAACAGAGAGGUGGAGAUGAUGAGUUCGAGGAAGAUCGUGGCUUGGAUGAUGCCCAGAUUGCCGCAAGCAUGGUGGCCUUAGGCCAGCCUAUUGAUGCUGUCUUUUCACAGCUCCAUAACUCCCAACAAUGCCGUCCGAACCAACGUCGGUAGAGGGGUGAAAAUGAUAGAGACGCAGAAGAUCAUGGCCAGGACGACGCCCAGAUGGCUACGAGCGUGGCGGCCAUGUUAGGCCAACCCGCUGAUGUUAUCUUUCCGCAGCAGCAUCACUCCCAGCAACGCUGUCUAUAUCAACCUCUUCAGAGAGGUGGAAAUGUUCGAGACGUGAAAGACCAGGGCCAAGAUGCUGCCCAAUCGGCCACGAGCAUGGCGGUUAUGUCAAGCCAACUUGCUGAUGCUGUCUUUCCACAGCAGCACCAUCCGAACCAACUUCAGCAAAGUGGUGGAGAUGAAGAAAAAGAGGAAGGCCAUGGCCAGGACGACACCCAAAUGGCCGCGAGCAUAACCGCCAUGUUAGGUCAACCCACUGAUGUUAACUUUCUACAACAACAACACUCCCAGCAAUGUCAUCCGAACCAACGUCAGCGGCGAGGUGAAGUUGUUGAGGACAAGGAAGAUCGUAGCCAGGACGAUGCUGAUAGGGCUGCGAGCAUUACAGACAUAUUAGGCCGACCCGCUAAUGUUGUAUUUUCACAGCUGCAUCAAUCCCAACAACAUUGUCCAAACCAACGUCAACAAAGAGUUGGAAAUGUUGGGGAUGCGAAAAA